Messenger RNA from Plenodomus lingam JN3, 1788 nucleotides. RefSeq lists its product as uncharacterized. Lineage: Eukaryota; Fungi; Ascomycota; Dothideomycetes; Pleosporales; Leptosphaeriaceae. Gene Ontology annotation, biological process: mismatch repair; base-excision repair. Gene Ontology annotation, cellular component: nucleus. Gene Ontology annotation, molecular function: 8-oxo-7,8-dihydroguanine DNA N-glycosylase activity; adenine/guanine mispair binding; oxidized purine DNA binding. The record is from RefSeq and is a predicted model, not a curated record.
AUGUCCAAGAGGGAAGCGCUAGCCUAUUUUGGUAUGCUCUACCACAGACGGGCUUCUUCCCCUGCAUACAGCAUCGACAACUACAAUCUCGCACCGCAAAGAACUCGCGCAUUGACUUCUGCAAAAGUCGCAAAAGUCACAAAAUCUACCCCUCGCAGUAGUAGCAGCAAGCCAUCAAUAGUAGAGCCACCAAGCCCAGUACCAACAGCACUACCGCCCUCACGUAUUCAUGCUGCUUCGUACCACUACCCUUUACUUUUGGCCGACCAGGCGCGAUGCGAGGCGUUGCUGAGCUGGUUUGACAGUGAGGAGGAGACGCGGAGCAUGCCGUGGCGGAAGGCAUGGGUUGAUCCGAGGGAGUAUGGGGGGAGAGAGGGAGAGUUGGGCAUGGUGUUGGGGAGGAGGGCGUAUGAGGUUUGGGUUAGUGAAGUUAUGCUACAACAAACACGAGUAUCGACGGUGAUACCGUACUUUCAAAACUGGCUAUCCAAGUGGCCGACUGUUCAGGAUCUCGCCAAUGCAAAUCACGAGGAUGUCCUUUCUGUCUGGAAAGGUCUUGGAUACUAUUCACGCGCCACGCGUCUCCACCAAGGAGCCAAAGCCAUUGUUACCAAGUCAGCCGGCUCCUCAUGUCCUAUACCGAGUAAUGCUACAGGUUUACAAGAGAUUCCAGGUAUUGGGCGCUACACCGCCGGCGCAAUAUCUAGCAUCGCCUUUGGCCAAGCCGAGCCUGUGCUAGACGGCAAUGUUGCUAGGGUAUUGAGCCGACAGCUGGGCCUGUACAUGGAUGCCAAAGACAAAAAAUCAACCGAUUUGCUAUGGGACACUGCUGGCCAGUUGAUCAGAUCUGUGUCCGGACCACAGCCCAGCCGAAUCCCAGGACAGUGGAAUCAGGCGAUGAUGGAGUUGGGGUCUACGAUUUGUACACCACGUCCACGAUGUGACGAAUGCCCUAUUCAGUCGACUUGUAGGGCUUAUAACGAAGGGCUGGUAUUGAUCAAGAAGCAGCAAGCACCGGCUGUUGUACCCGACAUCGAAGAUGCAUGUACCCUCUGUGAUUUGUUGGAUACCGAAGACUUGGCUACUGCGACUGAAGAUGUCACCCAGGAUGACCGCGUUACUAAGAAGAGGAAGACGGUUGUAAAACAAACAAACACUAUCUCGCAAUACUUUGCCGUAGGUACGCCUAAAUCGGACGUUGGGACCGAGGAUGAGGAGGAAGAAGUAGGCAGGCCUGCGGACGACUCACGGAAACGAAAAUCACCAGCAUCAUCCUCGGUGCCGAAACAGGUCAUGUCGUACUGUGCGCUCUUCCCGAAGAAGUUCUUGAAGAAGAAGGCAGCAGAGGAAGAAUGUGUGGUGUGCAUGAUUGAGCUAUGCAUGGCAGAUGGAUCUAGCAAGUGGUUGAUUGAACAACGUCCGGACAAGGGACUACUCGCAUCUUUGUGGCAAUUCCCGCAAAGCACCCUUAGCGCAUCCCAGAAGUCGCCAUCGCUUCGCAAGACAUCGGCCCAGAAACACACGUCCAGCCUGGUGAUUGGCGACAUGGAUAUGAGCAAAGCGAAACACGUUGCCGCGUUUCCACCAUUAGUCCACGUAUUUACACACAUUAGACUCACAAUGCACGCCCAUCAUUACCGCAUCUCUGGUGCCGAUGGGGCUGCGAAUAUCGACCUUGUAUGCAGGGGCCCACCUGCACGCAAAUGGGUCGAUGCCGAUUCCAUGGACAAUGAAACGUUGUCGACUGGGAUGCGGAAAUGCUGGGAUUUGGUGCAGAAGAGCAUUUGA